Lachancea mirantina is the source of this 1101-nucleotide messenger RNA. The record is from the annotation of a GenBank genome assembly. NCBI's taxonomy places the organism in Eukaryota, Fungi, Ascomycota, Saccharomycetes, Saccharomycetales, Saccharomycetaceae.
AUGUCAUUUUACCGUAGUACGCCUUCCAGCGGUGGAUUACCCGCGGUUAAUGCCGCAGACAAGGAUUUAGCAAACGAUAUCGUGAUCAACAAUCCGGCCGAGGAUUCGAUCUCAGAGAUUGCGUUCUCGCCGCAACAGGAUUUCUUGUUCUCAGUGAGUUCGUGGGAUAGUAAAGUGCGGGUUUGGGAUGUCAAUGGCGGCAUGCCACAGUGCAGGGCCGAAUUUCAACAUCAGGGUCCUGUUUUAGCUACAAAGUGGUCGAUGGAUGGGACGAAAAUCGCGUCUGGUGGGUGCGAUAAUGCAGUUAUGGCUUACGACGUAGCUUCGGGAGCAGCACAGCAAGUCGGGGCUCACGAUUCUGCGGUAAAAAGUAUAUGUUUUGCACAAUGUGGGCCGUCAAAUACCGAAUGUCUUGUAAGUGGGUCAUGGGACAAAACCAUCCGUUACUGGGACAUGCGACAGCCACAGGCUGUUUCGACGGUCGCGAUGCCCGAUCGUGUAUACUGUAUGGACUCCAAGCAGAAAUUGCUCGUGGUGGGCACCGCAGAGCGGCAUAUCAGCGUGAUAGAUUUGACUAAUCCGAGCGCAAUUUUCAAGACCACCAUGUCACCUCUCAAAUGGCAGACGCGUUCUGUAUCGUGCUACAUCGAGGGUAACGGGUUCGCAAUCGGGUCUAUCGAGGGUCGCUGCGCCAUUCAGUACGUGGACGAGCAGGAACAACGUAAAUCCGGGUUUUCCUUCAAAUGCCAUCGAGUACAACAACAGGCGACAGGAAGCGCAGGAGGACGCGCGUCGAGUGAGUCUCUCGUGUAUCCAGUGAAUUGCAUUCAAUUCCAUCCGCUUUACGGCACGUUCGCGACCGCCGGGGGUGACGGGAGUUUCCACUUUUGGGAUAAGAACCAAAGACACCGUCUCAAGGGUUUCCCGUCUCUCAAGGCGUCGAUCCCGACUUGCAGUUUCAACAGAAACGGUACCGUCUUUGCAUACGCACUCAGCUACGACUGGCACGAGGGCCACAUGGGCAACAGACCCGACUACCCUAACGUCGUGCGUCUUCACGCCACUACGGACGAAGAGGUCAAGGAGAAGAAGAAGAGGUAG